Molecule: messenger RNA, 394 nt
Organism: Auanema sp. JU1783
Lineage: Eukaryota; Metazoa; Nematoda; Chromadorea; Rhabditida; Rhabditidae
Source: the annotation of a GenBank genome assembly
CGAAGUGUCAGGAGAUUUCACACCCGAUUCCGCUACUCUCUCGGCGUCUUCUAUUCUAAUUACGACACCUGAAAAGUGGGAUGGAAUUACUCGAAGUUGGACAACAAGAGAAUAUGUUAGACAGGUUGGACUUGUAGUAAUCGACGAAAUCCAUCUUUUGGGAGUCGAUCGAGGCUCAGUUUUGGAAGCAAUUGUUACCAGAUUGAAAACUGUUACGCGGCGUUCUAAUCAAAGAGAUUCUCCGGCUCGGCUAAUAGGGCUGUCCACAGCCUUAGCCAAUGCUGGUGAUAUUGCCGAUUGGUUAGGAAUCAAAGACCAACGUUUAUUGUUUUCUGUCCAUCUGUGCGACCUGUACCUAUCAAUGAUCACAUUCGAGGUAUCGCUGACAACAUAA